AUGUUUACCAUGAACGCGACGCAACUCUCUUCUACGCGAGUGUGCAACACGCGCGCACUCCGCCGAACCAGUACGAGCUCGGCUCGCCCGCGUGUGAACACGGUCACUCGUGCGAUCAACGAGCUCACUGAAUCGGACGUUCUCACGAGAUAUCCGCUCGGUGGAGAUAUGGAUGUCUACAAGGUUGAACUCGAUUGCUCUCAAUCGAACAUUCAGCUCGGUAUUUUCCUCCAAAAGGGUCCGGACGAUCGCCCCCAGGUGAGAACGAUCCGUCCGGGUGGAACCGCCAAGGGCAAGAUCGACGUUGGUGACGUUGUGCUCGCCACAACUUACACCGUACUCAAGGGUACUAGCGAUAAAUCUUACGGCAGUGCUUCUCGAGGCUGGUGCGACACCGCGGAGACAACGGCAGCGCAAGCCGAAGCUGCGAUGACGACGAACUCGUCCUCCAUCGGCAUUGUCUUGGCUAGGAAGUACAAGGCAACCGGUCUCAAGUCUGCCAACGUUGACGAAGACACCGCCACGUGGGCCGCUCGUGUCGCCGCUGAAGCGCGCGCCAAGCGCAAGCAAUAA
This is a messenger RNA of Ostreococcus tauri, 573 nucleotides long. RefSeq names its product PDZ domain. The record is from RefSeq and is a predicted model, not a curated record. Lineage: Eukaryota; Viridiplantae; Chlorophyta; Mamiellophyceae; Mamiellales; Bathycoccaceae. Bases 1 to 573 code for a protein of 190 amino acids. Gene Ontology annotation, molecular function: protein binding. The transcript has a single exon.